Rhizoctonia solani is the source of this 1806-nucleotide messenger RNA. Its product is annotated as ABC transporter. Gene Ontology annotation, biological process: translational initiation; translational termination; ribosomal subunit export from nucleus. The transcript has 10 exons. NCBI's taxonomy places the organism in Eukaryota, Fungi, Basidiomycota, Agaricomycetes, Cantharellales, Ceratobasidiaceae. Gene Ontology annotation, molecular function: ribosomal small subunit binding; iron ion binding; ATP binding. Bases 1 to 1806 code for a protein of 601 amino acids. The record is from RefSeq and is a predicted model, not a curated record.
AUGCCGGCGGAUAAAAUUACACGUAUUGCCAUUAUCGAUUCGAAUAAAUGCAGGCCGAAGCGAUGCGCUCAGGAAUGUAAAAAGUCAUGCCCAGUCGUGAAAAUGGGCAAGCUUUGUAUCGAGGUCAAGUCAACGGACAAGAUCGCGUUUAUAUCUGAGGUCCUAUGUAUUGGAUGUGGUAUUUGCGUCAAGAAGUGCCCAUUCGAAGCUAUCACCAUUAUAAAUCUUCCUACCAACCUCGACUCUGAGGUCACGCACCGUUACACUGCCAAUUCGUUUAAGCUUCAUCGUCUUCCUACCCCACGCCCAGGACAGGUCCUCGGUCUUGUUGGAACCAACGGUAUCGGAAAGAGUACGGCAUUGAAAAUUCUCGCCGGGAAGCUUAAGCUCAAUCUAGGAAGAUAUGAUGAUCCUCCGGACUGGGAAGAGAUCCUGAAAUAUUUCCGUGGCUCAGAACUUCAAAAUUACUUUACCAAGGUCCUUGAAGACAACAUCAAGGCCCUAAUCAAGCCUCAAUAUGUCGAUCAGAUUCCUCGCAUGAUCAAGGGAAAAAUGAGCGUGUCCAAGAUGCUUGAUUCCAAACUCGAGAGGGACAAUAAAGAGGAGAUGUGUCGUCUCUUAGAGCUCGAGAAAGUCUUGGAACGUGAGGUCUCUCAGCUUUCCGGUGGAGAGCUCCAGAGGUUCGCGAUUGCCAUGUCAUGCAUUCAAAAGGCAGACGUGUACAUGUUCGACGAGCCGUCCAGUUACCUUGAUAUCAGACAACGUCUACAAGCUGCCCAGGUUAUUCGUGCGCUCCUCACACACGACAACUAUGUCAUCGCUGUCGAGCAUGAUUUGUCCGUGCUGGAUUAUCUAUCCGACUUUGUCUGCUGUCUCUACGGCAAGCCUUCUGUUUAUGGUGUGGUUACUAUGCCCUACUCGGUCCGUGAAGGAAUCAACAUAUUCUUGGACGGGUUUAUUCCUACUGAAAACCUUCGUUUCCGAGAGGAGAGUCUUUCUUUCAAGAUGGUUGAGAACGCCGAAGAACUUUUGCUCGAAAAGUCUCGGCACUACUCGUACCCAUCUAUGAACAAAACUCUGGGCUCUUUCAAACUCUCCGUCGAAGCAGGUGACUUUACCGACUCUGAAAUCAUCGUCAUGCUUGGAGAAAACGGAACCGGAAAGACCACUUUCAUCAAACUUCUUGCUGGAGACGAACCGGACGAGAAGACCAAAUCUCUCAGUCUCAACGUGUCGCUCAAACCCCAGAAAAUUGCUCCCAAGUUCCCGGGUACCGUCCGCAUGUUGCUUCUCAAGCAGAUCAAGCAGGCCUUUAUGCACCCUCAGUUCAACACUGAUGUUCUCAAGCCAAUGCAGAUUGAGAACAUUAUGGAUCAGGAGGUCCAAACACUUUCUGGUGGAGAACUGCAGCGUGUUGCCAUCGUCCUGUCCCUUGGUAAACCGGCUGAUGUAUACCUUUUGGAUGAACCUUCUUCGUUCUUGGAUUCCGAGCAGCGCAUUAUUGCAAGUAAGGUUAUCAAACGCUACAUCCUGCAUGCGAAGCGAACUGCGUUUAUCAUCGAGCAUGACUUCAUCAUGGCGACCUACCUCGCGGAUCGCGUUAUUGUAUUUGGAGGACAACCAGCCGUGGCUGCCACUGCAACCCCACCUCAAUCUUUGCUGACCGGGAUGAAUAAAUUCUUGGCUUCACUCGAGAUUACUUUCCGACGAGACCCUACCAAUUAUCGACCCAGGAUCAAUAAAUUGAACAGUGUCAAGGAUAAAGAACAGAAGGUUUCCGGGAACUACUUCUUCCUUGAGGAGUGA